Abrus precatorius (Indian licorice) is the source of this 2016-nucleotide messenger RNA. Its product is annotated as metal-nicotianamine transporter YSL3-like. The transcript is spliced from 7 exons. Lineage: Eukaryota; Viridiplantae; Streptophyta; Magnoliopsida; Fabales; Fabaceae. The record is from RefSeq and is a predicted model, not a curated record. Gene Ontology annotation, molecular function: iron-nicotianamine transmembrane transporter activity; oligopeptide transmembrane transporter activity. Gene Ontology annotation, biological process: response to iron ion; seed development. Gene Ontology annotation, cellular component: plasma membrane. The coding region runs from base 1 to 2016 and encodes 671 amino acids.
AUGGACACUACAAACAGUGAUGAACUGAAAGAGAUUCAGAAUUUUGACAGUGAUGACAUUGAAAAGGCUGAACUAGAGGAGCCUGAGGACCAAAGUAGCAUAGUAUCAUGGACAAAACAGAUCACAAUUCGAGGAAUAAUAACUAGCUUCCUUAUUGGUAUCAUUUAUAGUGUGAUUGUGAUGAAGCUGAACCUCUCAACUGGGCUUGUUCCCAAUCUCAAUGUUUCAGCUGCUCUCCUUGGCUUUGUGUUCAUUCGAGCUUGGACUAUGUUGCUUGAGAAAGCAAAGAUUGUUUCAACACCUUUCACUCGACAGGAGAAUACCCUAAUUCAGACUUGUGCUGUUGCAUGCUAUAGCACAGCUUUUGGAGGUGGUUUUGGGUCUCACCUCUUGGGUUUGAACAGGAAGACAUAUGAACAAGUAGGGGUUGAUACACAGGGGAAUACUCCUAACACCAAGGAACCUGGAAUUGGCUGGAUGACAGCCUUUCUCUUUGUGACCUACUUCGUCGGGCUAGCGGCAUUGGUUCCCCUUAGGAAGAUGAUGAUCAUAGACUACAAAUUGACUUAUCCAAGUGGAACUGCUACAGCUGUUCUUAUUAACGGGUUCCAUACUCAUAAAGGAGAUGACAUGGCCAAGAAGCAGGUCAAUGGUUUCAUGAAAUUGUUCUCAUUCAGUUUCCUUUGGUCAUUCUUCCAAUGGUUCUAUGCUGGUGGAGAUCAAUGUGGAUUCGUUCAGUUUCCUACAUUUGGUUUGAAAGCAUGGAAAAACUCAUUUUACUUUGACUUCAGCAUGACUUAUGUUGGAGCAGGAAUGAUUUGUUCCCAUCUUGUCAACUUCUCCUUGCUUCUUGGUGCUGUGCUCUCAUGGGGUAUUAUGUGGCCAUUGAUCAGGGGACUGAAAGGACAAUGGUUCCCUGAGAGUUUACAAGAAAGUAGUAUGAAGAGUCUUAAUGGUUAUAAGGUUUUUAUUUCCAUUGCCUUAAUCCUUGGUGAUGGGUUCUACAAUUUUGUCAAAAUUGUUUAUUUUACAGCAACAAAUAUCCAUGCUAGCAUGGAAAGGAGGAAUCACAAAACAGUUUCAAUUUCAGAUAACGAGAAGCACCAGCCUCUAGAUGAUGUUAAACGUGACGAAGCUUUUGUAAGAGAAAGCAUUCCCAUAUGGUUAGCAUGUACAGGGUACAUACUAUUGUCUUCCAUUUCUAUCAUCGUUAUCCCUUUUAUUUUCCCUGAGGUGAAAUGGUACUAUGUGGUGGUUGCCUAUCUGCUUGCACCAGCACUUAGCUUCUGCAAUGCUUAUGGUUCUGGCUUAACUGAUAUGAACAUGGCCUAUAAUUAUGGGAAAGUGGCUCUUUUUGUGCUUGCUGCCUUAGGUGGGAAAAGUGACGGCAUAGUCGCCGGACUUGUCGGGUGUGGCGUGAUCAAAUCUCUUGUUUCCACCUCAUCUGACUUGAUGCAAGAUUUUAAGACUGGCCACCUCACCUUCACUUCUCCAAAAUCAAUGCUUCUAACUCAAGCUAUAGGGACAGCAAUAGGUUGCGUUAUUGCUCCACUCACAUUCUUCCUUUUCUAUAAGGCUUUUGAUGUGGGAAAUCCAAAUGGUGAAUACAAAGCACCAUAUGCCAUCAUAUAUAGAAACAUGGCAAUUCUUGGUGUUGAAGGAUUUUCUGCACUCCCUCACCACUGCUUGCAGCUUUGCUGUGGGUUCUUUGCAUUUGCUGUAGCAGCCAACUUGGUGAGAGAUUUGAACCCCAAAAGCAUUGGGAGAUGGGUUCCACUUCCAAUGGCAAUGGCUGUCCCUUUUGUUGUAGGUGGAUACUUUGCAAUUGACAUGUGUGUGGGUAGUUUGAUUGUGUAUUUGUGGCACAUACUAAAAAGCAAGGAGGCAAGUUUGAUGGUUCCAGCAGUUGCUUCUGGUUUGAUUUGUGGAGAUGGACUGUGGAUUCUCCCUUCAUCUAUUCUUGCAUUGUUUAAGGUUCAUCCCCCAAUCUGUAUGAGAUUCCUUGCAACCAACUAG